Messenger RNA from Naegleria lovaniensis, 495 nucleotides. RefSeq lists its product as uncharacterized. Gene Ontology annotation, molecular function: ATP binding; ATP hydrolysis activity. The transcript has a single exon. The coding region runs from base 1 to 495 and encodes 164 amino acids. The record is from RefSeq and is a predicted model, not a curated record. NCBI's taxonomy places the organism in Eukaryota, Heterolobosea, Eutetramitea, Acrasida, Naegleriidae. Gene Ontology annotation, biological process: cellular response to heat. Gene Ontology annotation, cellular component: cytoplasm.
AUGAGCCCUAAAUUUGGAGGUGCUGGUGGAAUGGGUGGAAAGAUGCCAUGGGAAACCAGCUUUGAGAAGGGAGAAGCAUUGAAAAAGUUUGGUAUUGACCUCACUGAAGAGGCUAGAAAAGGAAAAUUAUAUCCCAUCAUUGGACGAGAUGAUGUCAUCCGAAGAACCAUCCAAGUAUUGUCACGUCAAACAAAGAAUAAUCCAGUGAUCAUUGGUUUGCCUGGUGUCGGUAAAACGGCCGUUGUUGAAGGACUAGCUCAACGAAUUGUCAAGGGAGAAGUUCCAGACAGCAUUAAGAAAAAGAGAUUAAUUGCACUGGAUUUAGCAGCAGUGGUUGCUGGUUCAAAAUUUAGAGGUGAAUUUGAAGAGAGAGUUCAAGCAAUUCUUAAAGAUAUUCGAGAAUAUGAAGGUGAAAUUAUUUUAUUUAUUGACGAAAUUCACAUGAUUGUCAAUGCAGGCAAUGCACAAGGUUCCGUCGACUUGUCAACAUGUUAA